AUGGAAGCUGUCAGGGACGAUGGGCAUUGUAGUCCCGACACAUCAAGGCUCGUCUCCUCCGCGCUGCUCGGCGCCUGCUCCUCGUCCCCGUGCCGGGACGGCGGCACCUGCGUAGAGUUGCCGGGUGGCUACCGGUGCCUCUGCCCGCCGGGCCUGCCCGCCGCCGACGAGGGGAAAGACUGCGGGGACCCGCCGCACCACCCGUGCGCCGCGCACCCCUGCCCGCCGGAGUGGCUCUGCGGCGGGAUAGCCGGACACUUGAACUACACAUGCCACUGCCCGCCGGGUCUCUCCUGCAGCCUCGACGGAACGGCGUGCCAAAGCAACCCUUGCCCGCAGUGCGUGGAGGUGCCCGGCGGUUACGGCUGCCUCGCCGCGCCGGCCCUGUGCGCCAGCCGGCCGUGCCGCAACAACGGCACCUGCGCCGAGAGCGCCGGCGGUUACGGUUGCCUGUGCCGGCCCGGCUACCGCGGCGUCCGCUGCGAGGAGGAGGAGGAGGAUGCGGGCGGUUGCGCCACGAGCCCGUGCCAAAACGGCGCCAUCUGCCUGGACGGGGCGGAGGGCUACAGAUGUUUCUGCGUGCCCGGCUUCCAGGGCCACCGCUGCGAGAUGGACAUCGACGAGUGCGCCUCACGCCCGUGCCGAAACAACGGGUCGUGCCUCAACCUGAUGGACCACUACGCUUGCCGCUGCCCGCUGGGCUACACAGGUGCGAAUUGCGAGACGGAUGUUGACGAGUGCCUGUCGGGACCGUGCCGGAACGGCGGCACCUGCGUCGACCGCGUCGGCUACUUCACCUGCACGUGCGGACCCGGGUUCGAGGGAGAGCGGUGCCAGGUCGACGUCGACGAGUGCCAGAGCAACCCGUGUCUCAACGAGGGGAGGUGCCUGGACCUCGUCGACGGCUACCAGUGCGACUGCCGCGACACCGGGUUUGAGGGCCGCCGCUGCGAGGUGGAGAUCUUGGAAUGUGCCUCCCAGCCUUGCCAGAACGGCGGGACCUGCCUGGAAGGGGUUGGGUCCUACAGCUGCGCUUGUUGGCCAGGAUACGUCGGGGAGCACUGCGAGGUCGACGUGGACGAAUGCGCCGCGGCGCCCUGCCUCAACGGGGGGCGGUGCUUUGAACGGUCCAAUCAGAGCUUCUACGGGGAUCGCGCAGAUUUCCCCCCGCACUUCAGCUACCAGGAAGCUGCCGGGUUCAUUUGCAGGUGCCAGCCGGGCUUUGAGGGAGAGGAUUGCUCCGUCGACGUCGACGAAUGCGCGUCGCAGCCGUGUCGGAACGGAGGGAGCUGUGCGGAUCUGACGAACGGCUAUCGGUGUCACUGUCCGAACGGCUACACAGCUCGCCGUGUUCCCAAUGGUCCUCCGCGAUCCUUUACGGGUGGAAACGUCCUCGGCUAG
Molecule: messenger RNA, 1401 nt
Organism: Lacerta agilis (Sand lizard)
Lineage: Eukaryota; Metazoa; Chordata; Lepidosauria; Squamata; Lacertidae
Product: fibropellin-1-like
Exons: 7
Coding region: 1-1401 (466 amino acids)
Biological process (GO): establishment or maintenance of epithelial cell apical/basal polarity; heterophilic cell-cell adhesion
Cellular component (GO): protein-containing complex; plasma membrane
Molecular function (GO): calcium ion binding
Source: RefSeq, a predicted model, not a curated record